AUGUGUAAGCGCGUCUACACCCUCUUCGUGGCCUGCGGCUGCAUCCUGCAGACCGCCGAUGCUCUGCACAGCUGCGAGUUCGGCGCCGCUCAUCCCGGCUGCCGGUCCGUCACGAACAAGCUGCUCUUCGCCGCCGUCAACGACAGCGACCCCUACUCCGGCAUGUGCCCGUACCACAAGGGCCAGGCCCGUCAGGACCGUCGCCGCCGCCGCCGCGCCGACCACGGCAGCGAUGGCUCUGCUUCGUCGUCUGCUACCAGCACCCCGCCGACCGAUGACACCACCCAGCCUGGCGAACUUGAGCGCAGCGACUCGGGCAUCGGCGCCACAGAAUACGACGGCAUGGCUAUAUCCUGGCAAUGCACUCCUGUCCUCGUUACCUCCGCUGGCAACAAGGACGAGAGGCCCGUUCUCUGUGCCCUUCCUCCUCAGCCCGAGGAGCAGGAGAUGCGCGCCCGUGGCUCGCAGCAGCAGCAGCAGCACCGCCACCUGAACGAGAACGUCGUGCCCAUCCCCGUCGUCUUCGGCGCUGCCAGCACUUAUCUCGCGAACGACGACCUCGGUGACCAAGACAGCAUCAUCGACCUGGACCAGGAGCGCGGAAUUCCCGACGGCGAGGGCCGCCUCCAGCGCCAGCCUCUCCGGGAGCUGUCCUACACCCCAGUCGCCGAGGGCGGCGAACGCGAGGCUGCCCGACCCGCGGACGAGAAUCGCGCCGGUGAGGAGCGAGCCACUCCUGGCGCGCAGAUCAACAACGAGAACGUCGAGCCCCAGCUCGGCAGUGCUCUCGAGCCCGCUCAGGAAGAGGAACUGGCGUGGGCGGGUUGGGCACCGUACGCCAUCUUCCACGAGCCGAUUGCCCUUCAGUAG
This is a messenger RNA of Thyridium curvatum, 870 nucleotides long. RefSeq lists its product as uncharacterized. Lineage: Eukaryota; Fungi; Ascomycota; Sordariomycetes; Thyridiales; Thyridiaceae. Bases 1 to 870 code for a protein of 289 amino acids. The transcript has a single exon. The record is from RefSeq and is a predicted model, not a curated record.